AAAACAGUUGUACAUACAUGCAUCCAUAAUUAGAAACUUCUAUAAUCGUUUAUGUAUAAUAUUGAUGCUCACGAUGUGCGCGACGCUAAAUUCGAAAGCUGUUCAUCGAGCCACGUUUCACAACGUGCCAAGCAAGACGGAAUCCGUUCCGACGCCCACGCUUUCAGCUUCAAGCAGCAGCAGUCAGAAUCAAUUUGUCAGAACAAGCACGCAGCAGAUGGUUUACCGAACUGUCAACGUGUAGAGUCGCAUUGUAGACGCAUAUCAGCUUCGGCUGAAUAUUCAGCAAAGAUAAGUGCGAUGAGAGAUUGUUGGAUUUUAUUUUCGCUGUAAUCUGCAAUUAUUGAAAUCUGCCUACACGACGUUAAAAUGUCUAAUAAACAAUCAGUAAAUCCACAGCUCCUGAAGUACAUCAGUUUAGUUACACUAACUCUUCAAAAUGCUGUCCUCGGACUCAGCAUGCGUUACGCGCGAACCAGAUCUGGAGACAUGUUUUUAUCGUCAACAGCUGUGGUUAUGGCGGAAGUGGUGAAGCUGGCGACGUGUCUAGUAUUGGUCUACGUGGAAGAAGGAAGUGUAAGAAAAUUUCUACACACCAUUGACAAGAUCGUGCUCAAACAGCCUAUGGACACUUUGAAAGUCUGCGUACCAUCUCUGGUCUACAUCAUACAAAAUAAUUUGUUGUACGUGUCUGCCUCCCAUUUGGAUGCGGCGACAUAUCAGGUAACAUAUCAGCUGAAGAUCUUGACGACGGCUUUCUUUGCCGUAUUGAUACUUCGUAGAACUUUACGCACCAUUCAGUGGGGUGCCCUGGUUCUACUCUUGGCAGGUGUUGUCUUGGUUCAACUAGCUCAAAGUAGUCCAAGCUCAGUACCAUCGGGAAUGGAACAAAAUCAGUUGGUUGGAUUUUCGGCUGCACUGAGCGCUUGUUUCCUAUCAGGAUUUGCAGGAAUUUACUUUGAAAAAAUUCUUAAAGGAUCUGAUAUUUCUGUAUGGAUGCGAAACGUUCAACUUAGUUUGCUUUCGCUACCGUUUGGGUUGUUCACUUGUUUUUUAUACGACGGAGCAGUUAUUCGCCGGCAAGGAUUCUUUUUCGGUUACGACUGGUUUGUUAAUUAUUUAGUCCUACUUCAAGCCGGUGGUGGGCUUAUUGUGGCUAUGGUUGUUAAACAUGCCGAUAACAUCUUGAAGGGUUUUGCUACGUCGUUAGCCAUUGUUAUAUCUUGCAUAGCUUCCAUAUACUUGUUCGCAUUCCAUUUAACUUUCCAGUUCAGUACUGGAGCAGCUCUGGUUAUUUGUUCGAUUUUUAUGUACAGUCAUCAACCAAGGAAGACCGUUAUUUCUGAUACACAUUCACUUGUUGAUAAAGUGUGAAAUCGAAGUUAUUAGGGACUAUUUCAAUUUAGGAAUUAAUAAAUUAAAAUCUUUGAUACGGAUUGGCAGAGUUGUGUGAAACUUAUUCAAGUAAUAUUCUCUGCGUUGCCGAAUUUCCUGUAUGGAAUUAAAAGCAUGAUUCGAAUAUGAAACAUUUCUCAACUUUAUCAGACUCCUUGAAUUAGUCGAAUUCAUAUUCUUGGGGAUAAAAAAUGACCUCAAUUUUGCAUUCAUCUCAAAUAUUGGCUCAACAUUUGAGGUAUAUCCAUUUUACGAAAAGUAUAAAUAUUGGAUUAUGAUACGUUACUGCUAUGAUAUUGAUGGUAAUAAAGGUAUCGUACCAUAAAGAAAACUUAUAUCAUUUGACUGAAUCAGAAACAACUCGAUCUCUGUAUUCCAACAACUCUCUACGUUAACGCUGAUAGCAAAGCCAACUUGUUUUUUUUCCAAGAAAAAUUAAAAUUCCAUUUCUGACUCCAGUUUUCUUAUGAUUUCUUCGUACG
Molecule: messenger RNA, 1877 nt
Organism: Diprion similis
Lineage: Eukaryota; Metazoa; Arthropoda; Insecta; Hymenoptera; Diprionidae
Gene: Ugalt
Product: UDP-galactose translocator
Exons: 6
Coding region: 370-1374 (334 amino acids)
Biological process (GO): pyrimidine nucleotide-sugar transmembrane transport
Cellular component (GO): Golgi membrane
Molecular function (GO): UDP-galactose transmembrane transporter activity
Source: RefSeq, a predicted model, not a curated record